UGUCAUUGCGAGGCGGGACUUCCGGCGCAGCCAUUGCGGUCCUCAUUUUGCGGCUAGUGGGUUGGGUUACAAGAGGCCUCUGGAGCCAGACUAGGGCGCGGGAGUGGGUGCAGGUACCGUCACCGCGCCUUGACACGCACCAUAGUCCCCGGCUAAUUACUCUGCUUUUAUGAGCCAAGGUGUUCCCGAAAGUGGAGCCAGCGUCACGCGUCUCCAGGGUCCCCAUACCCAGCGUUCGUCCCUGCGGUGCCCGGAGGCCUUGCGCGCAUUUUGUAUUCGGGAAGACAGGUCCUGAGUGCGACCGUCACCCAGCGGAAGUGUGAGGGUUCGGCCCAGCGGCAGGGCUAGCCCUGGCGCCUCCUGUUAUGGCCCUGCCCAGCCCACAGGUUCCAAUGGGGUUGCCAGCGUCGCUGAUGGGCCCGGCGCAGCAUACUUGUUGGCCCUGUGGCUCAGCUGUCCACACAUUGAAGAGCCUGGUAACCUUUGAAGAUGUGGCUGUAUAUUUCUCCCAGGAGGAGUGGGAGCUCCUUGAUGCAGCCCAGAGGCACCUGUACCACACUGUGAUGCUGGAAAACCUUGAGCUCGUGACCUCACUUGGUUGUUGGCAUGGAGUAGAGGGUGAGGAGGCCCAUCCUGAGCAGAAUGUUUCUGUAGAAGUGUUACAGGUCAGGAUCCCUAAUGCAGAUCCUUCCACCAAGAAAGCUAACUCCUGUGACAUGUGUGGGCCAUUCUUGAAAGACAUUUUGCACCUGGCUGAGCAUCAGGGAACACACUCGGAGGAGAAACCCUACACAUGUGGAGCAUGUGGGAGAGACUUUUGGUUGAAUGCAAACCUUCACCAGCACCAGAAGGAGCAUAGUGGAGGGAAGCCCUUUAGAUGGUCCAAGGACAGGGACGCACUUAUGAAGCGCUCUAAAGUCCACCUGUCAGAGAACCCCUUCACUUGCAGGGAAGGUGGGAACGUCAUCCUGGGCAGCUGUGACCUCCUCCAGCUUCAAGCUGUUGACAGCGGGCAGAAGCCAUAUUCCAAUCUUGGGCAGCUUCCAGAAGUCUGUACCACACAGAAACUCUUUGAGUCCAGCAACUGUGGAAAAGCCUUCCUGAAGAGCUCGACUCUCCUCAACCAUCUGAGAACUCACUCUGAAGAGAUACCAUUUACAUGCCCAACAGGUGGAAAUUUCUUAGAGGAGAAAUCAAUCCUUGGUAAUCAAAAAUUUCACACUGGAGAAAUACCCCAUGUGUGUAAGGAGUGUGGGAAGGCCUUUAGUCACUCAUCUAAGCUGAGAGAGCACCAGAAAUUUCACACUGAAGUAAAAUAUUAUGAGUGCAUUGCAUGUGAGAAAACCUUCAACCACAAACUCACAUUUGUUCAUCAUCAGAGAAUUCACUCAGGAGAAAGACCUUAUGAGUGCAGUGAAUGUGGGAAAGCCUUCAGUAACAGAUCACACCUCAUUCGGCAUGAGAAAGUUCACACUGGAGAAAGGCCUUUUGAGUGCCUGAAAUGUGGAAGAGCCUUCAGCCAAAGCUCCAAUUUCCUUCGGCAUCAGAAAGUUCAUACACAGGUAAGACCUUAUGAGUGCGGUCAAUGUGGUAAAUCCUUCAGCCGAAGCUCUGCUCUCAUUCAGCACUGGAGAGUUCACACUGGAGAAAGACCGUAUGAAUGCAAUGAGUGUGGAAGAGCUUUUAACAAUAACUCCAACCUUGCUCAGCACCAGAAAGUUCACACCGGCGAACGGCCUUUUGAGUGCAGUGAAUGUGGAAGAGACUUCAGCCAAAGCUCCCAUCUCCUUCGACAUCAGAAAGUUCACACUGGAGAACGGCCUUUUGAAUGCAGUGAUUGUGGUAAAGCCUUCGGUAAUAGCUCCACCCUCAUCCAGCACCAGAAAGUACAUACUGGGCAAAGGCCUUAUGAGUGCAGCGAAUGUAGGAAAUCCUUCAGCCGCAGCUCCAGCCUGAUUCAGCACUGGAGAAUUCACACUGGAGAAAAGCCUUAUGAGUGUAGUGAGUGUGGGAAAGCCUUCGCUCACAGCUCCACUCUCAUUGAACACUGGAGAGUUCACACAAAAGAAAGGCCUUAUGAGUGCAAUGAAUGUGGGAAAUUCUUUAGCCAAAACUCCAUUCUCAUUAAGCAUCAGAAAGUUCAUACUGGAGAAAAGCCUUAUAAAUGCAGUGAAUGUGGGAAAUUCUUUAGCCGAAAAUCUAGCCUUAUUUGUCACUGGAGAGUUCACACUGGAGAAAGGCCUUAUGAAUGCAGUGAAUGUGGGAGAGCCUUUAGCAGUAACUCCCACCUGGUUCGUCAUCAGAGAGUUCACACACAAGAAAGGCCCUAUGAGUGCAUCCAGUGUGGAAAAGCGUUUAGUGAAAGAUCUACGCUUGUUCGGCACCAGAAAGUUCACACUAGAGAAAGGACUUAUGAGUGUAGCCAGUGUGGGAAACUCUUCAGCCAUCUUUGUAACCUUGCACAGCAUAAAAAGAUUCAUACCUGAGUGGAGCCUUAUGGAAGUGGCCUUUGUGAGAAAAUCUUCAGCCAAGUCAAACUUCAUGCAGCAGAAUCCCCAUACCAGAAAAAUUACCUACAUGUACUGCUAAUGUGGAAAAGCCUUCAGAAGCUACUCUGUUUCUGAACAGCCCAGGAACCUUUGCAGGGCCAUCUCACCCAUGCAGCAUAAGGCAGAAGCCAUAGUCACUUUCCAUCUUGCCUGGAUCCAAAAACUUGCAGCAGUCCUGUCCUCAUGCAUGGGGAAAACAGUACCCUGAGCCUUCCUUCCCGUGUCCUGUAGGGAUUCAGGACUGUCCUCAGCUCAAUGGAAUGGUUUAAUUCCCAUUGCCUCUGAGAGGGUUAGGCAGUGAACUGAACUGAUGCUGGUUGAGGGACCUUGAGGGAAAUCUAAUUUGAGCUCAGGAAGAUGCGCAUUCCUUGUGGAUGUGGUCAAGUCUGUGUUUAACCCCUAAGAUGUGUCCAUUGAGGCCACAAAUCACCCUCCACUGGAAUCACCUACCUUGCCUGCACUAACUGGUGAUAAUAAAGACCUUAUUGAUCAGGUCA
Symphalangus syndactylus (siamang) is the source of this 3046-nucleotide messenger RNA. It is a transcript of the gene ZNF132, whose product is annotated as zinc finger protein 132. Gene Ontology annotation, molecular function: DNA-binding transcription factor activity, RNA polymerase II-specific; RNA polymerase II cis-regulatory region sequence-specific DNA binding. Gene Ontology annotation, biological process: regulation of transcription by RNA polymerase II. The record is from RefSeq and is a predicted model, not a curated record. Lineage: Eukaryota; Metazoa; Chordata; Mammalia; Primates; Hylobatidae.